GAAGGGGUGGGAUCUGGAACUUGACCCGCUCCCUUCGUGGGCGUGGCGCCGCGGCCAGCCUUUGUGGCGUCAGUCCGCUGUCAGCCUGUCCCACUUGUCUCUGACGCUGAUCUCUUAACAUUGUGAGACUUUGCGAUCAUGACGUCAAGGGGCGCCUCAUAUCUUCAGCCCCAGCAUGGGAUGCCAGAAAGGCAGUGUCGGGGGCCAGACCCAAAACUCUUUAUUCCUGUCCCGCCUGCAGAGCUGAAUCCAGCCCGCUUCUCGGACCUGCGCGGUGGUGACCCUGGGUCCUUCAUCACCGCGUUGUCGCUUCCCGCUCCACUGGCUGGAGCCCGGGAUGCCGGGCGUCUCUGUCCGGGGCCUCUCCUUCGAGGCGAGGAGGCAGCUAGCUGUGAACCUCACCCGUGUUCUGGCGCUCUACCGUUCCAUCCUGGACGCCUACAUCAUCCCCUGGUUUCCUCAGCUGUAAAAUGCAUCCCUGUCUGAAGGAUCAUUGUGAAGAAUAAAGGAGAUAAUGUGUAAAUGGUACCAACGUCCACUGAAUUUUUCAAACCCAGAAGUCAUCCUUGAUUCAGCUCUUUCCAUCACUGAUCCACAAUCUAAUCCUUCAACAAAUCCUGUUGGCUGUACCACCAGAAUAGAUAGCAAAUACAUCCACUUCUCUCCAUCUCCAGUGCUACCACCCUGGGCCAAAGCACCAUCAUCUCUCCCCUGAACUACAAUAGCUUCCUAACAGAUCUAUGUUUACCUCUGCCCCUCCAUAACCAAAUUUCCAGAACAAUCAGAUUGAGCUCUUUAAAAUGUAAAUCUAAACAUCAUUACUCCCCUUGCUUCCUAGGUGCUUUGAGGAAAGUUCUAACUCCUUAUCUUUAACGCUCUACCUGAUCUGGCCUCUGUUGCCUCUUCAAUCCCUUCACAUUUCAUUCUCUCCCACAUUCACUAUGUUGUACUUACACUUGCCUGAUUUCUUUUCCACAAAUAUUGCAGGCUUCCAAGCCUUUGCACUUACUGCUUUGUCUGGAGUGGCUUUCUUCCACAGACAGGCAGUAGCACAGAAUGGUUAGAGCAAAGUCUCUAGAGUUGAACCGAUUUCAAACCCCAGCUCAGCUACUUAGAAGCUUUUUGGGCAAGUUAAUAGCUGUGCCUCAGUUUCUUUAUCUGUAAAAUGGAGGAUAACAACAGUACCUACCUCACAGGGUUGUUUUGAAGAUUGAAUGUAUUAACACAUGUAAAAUGUUUAGAACAGUGCCUGGCAUAUUAAAGGAUUACAUAAUUGCUAUUACGUGCAUUUGUUUAUAUGCCUGAUUUCCUGUCUGUUAUUCAAGCUUGAGUUCAUAUGUCACCUCCUCUGACAAGUCUUCCUUCAAACCCCUAUCUAAAGUAGUCCUCUCCCAAACUCUCCAUUACAUUACUGUUUCAGUAGUGUUUUAUUGUCUGUGGCAAUUAAUUAUCUAAAUUUAAAAAAAAUUUUAAUAUAAACUCCACAAGAGCAGAAAUAUCGUCUGUCUGGUUCACAGCUGUAUCUCCUGAGCCUAGAACAGUGCUUUUGUGCAUAAACAAAGCCCCAGGAUUUGUGUUAAUCAAACAAAUGAAUAAACAUACUUGGUGUCUGGCACAUAAAAUGGUGGGUUACUAAAAGAUAAUAACAUACUAUCGUGUGCCAGUCACUGUGGUUAAGUGCUGGGAAUGCAGAUGCAAAGAAUAUACCAUUCCUGCCCUUAAGAAGGGCAGUUGAGUGGAGAAAACGACUCAUAAAUAGUGGGAAAACAUCUAAAUGGAAGGUGUGUCCAGAAUGCUAUCUGGGCAUGCAGGAAGAAGAGGUCAACCACCUGGGAGCUGGAGGGUGCUGGAAGAGACUUCAGAGAAGAGGUGUCACGGAUGAGUAUGAUAGAUACUUGCUGGCUGCAGCUGGUUGCCCUGUGUGGCAACAGUGCUGGGAAGAGCCAGGAGACAAGAUGGCAGUUGUGAGUUGGGUGGUGAAGAAUGGGAAUGGUAGUGGUCUGCUGAUUGCUUUUCCCCUUCUGCAGGAAUUUUUCACAGACAACUUGUGGGGCACACUCCCUUGUUCAUGGCAGGAAGCCCUGGAUGGACUGAACCCACCACAGCUGGCCUCGCUGCUGCUGGGGAUGCCUGGGGAAGGGGAGGUAGUCAGGUACAGGUCGGUGUGGCCACUCACCCUGCUGGCCCUGAAGUCCACAGCCAAUGCCCUGGCCUUUACCCGGAUGCCUGGGUUCCAGACCCCCUCGGAAUUCCUGGAGAACCCCAGCCAGAGCUCCCGACUGAUGGCUCCAUUCCGGAAACAUGUCAGGCCCAAGAAGCAACAUGAGAUCCGGAGGCUGGGAGAGUUGGUAAAGAAGCUGAGUGACCUAACAGGCUGCACCCAGGUUGUGGAUGUAGGCUCAGGCCAGGGCCAUCUCUCCCGCUUCAUGUCUUUGGGACUGGGCCUCUUGGUGAAGAGCAUUGAAGGGGAUCAGAGACUGGUGGAGAGAGCCCAGCGUCUGGAUGAGGAGCUCCUGCAGGCUCUGGAGAAGGAAGAGAAGAGGAACCCAAAGGUAGUCCCAGCUGGCCCUCGCCACCCCCCCCACCACGUGGUUAGGUGGGUAGACCCCACGGCCUUGUGUGAGGAGCUCCUGCUUCCACUGGAGCCCCCACCUCAGGGUGGGUUCCGCUUGCUGCUAACAGGCCUCCAUGCCUGUGGGGAUCUGAGUGUCGCCUUGCUGAGGCACUUCUCCUGCUGCCCUGAGGUGGCAGCCCUGGCCUCGGUGGGCUGCUGCUACAUGAAGCUUAGUGACCCUGAUGGCUACCCACUGAGCCACUGGGUGGCCGGGCUGCCUGGCUGUGAACUGCCCUACAGGCUGCGGGAGGGGGCCUGCCAUGCACUGGAGGAAUAUGCUGAGCGGCUACAGAAAGCAGGCCCCGGCCUUCGAACCCACUGCUACCGUGCAGCACUGGAGACAGUGAUCCGGUGUGCGCAGCCAGAGCUCCGACGGCCAGGCGUGCAGGGGAUCCCCAGGGUCCACGAGCUCAAGAUUGAAGAAUAUGUGCAGCAGGGGCUGCAGCAGGUGGGGCUGGACCCCCAGCUGCCACUGAACCUGGCUGCCCUUCGGGCCCUCCAGGCACAGGAGCACCGUGUAGUGGCCUUCUUCAGCCUGGCCCUCCUGCUGGCCCCACUGGUGGAGACGCUGAUUCUGCUGGACCGGCUGCUUUACCUGCAGGAGCAGGGUUUCCAUGCUGAGCUCCUGCCUAUUUUCAGCCCUGAACUCUCCCCCAGAAACCUGGUUCUGGUGGCCACUAAGAUGCCCCUGGGUCAGGCCUUCUCUGUCCUGGAGACUGAAGAUGGCUGACCCAGCCUGAGGAAGGUCACAUCCACGGCCCGUCUGAAAUCAUCUAGGUGCCACAGUGGGUGGCAGAGUCUGUAGCUCCUCACCCCGAGAACCAGCAUUCUGCAUCCUCCCUGGCAUCCUGCUUCCCCACAAACCUUCUGUUUCAUAGUCUUUCUCUCCGAACAUGUGUUAUAUAAAAGUAUGUAAAAUUUUAUUUUUAUUAAAAAAAUUGAAAUCUU
This is a messenger RNA of Choloepus didactylus (southern two-toed sloth), 3562 nucleotides long. RefSeq names its product ribosomal RNA adenine dimethylase domain containing 1 (gene METTL25B). The record is from RefSeq and is a predicted model, not a curated record. Bases 1806 to 3344 code for a protein of 512 amino acids. Gene Ontology annotation, molecular function: rRNA (adenine-N6,N6-)-dimethyltransferase activity. The transcript has 8 exons. NCBI's taxonomy places the organism in Eukaryota, Metazoa, Chordata, Mammalia, Pilosa, Megalonychidae. Gene Ontology annotation, biological process: rRNA modification.